AUGGUUUCAGCAGAAUUUGAAGAAAGAGCAAAAACGGUUUCAAAUUUGUCUAAAAGACCAACAGAUGAUGAAUUAUUAAAUCUUUACGGUUUGUAUAAACAAGCUACCGUUGGUGACAACACUACUGAUAAACCAGGUACUUUUGACUUUAAGGGAAAGUACAAAUGGCAAAGCUGGAAAGAUUUGGAGGGUACACCUCAAGAAGAAGCUGAGAAGAAGUAUAUCGAAUAUGCAACUGAGUUGAUUAACAAGUAUAAUUAG
This is a messenger RNA of Lodderomyces oxycetoniae, 261 nucleotides long. RefSeq names its product long-chain fatty acid transporter (gene ACB1). NCBI's taxonomy places the organism in Eukaryota, Fungi, Ascomycota, Pichiomycetes, Serinales, Debaryomycetaceae. Bases 1 to 261 code for a protein of 86 amino acids. The record is from RefSeq and is a predicted model, not a curated record. The transcript has 2 exons. Gene Ontology annotation, molecular function: fatty-acyl-CoA binding. Gene Ontology annotation, biological process: fatty acid metabolic process.